UUUUUCAGUGCGUAGAACAAGCUUGGUAUCUAGCUGUGGAUUCUCAAUUAUUCUUCAUCUCUCCAAUAAUACUCAUAUACUUUCUGAAGAUGCCUUGGAGAACCUCUUCAAUGUGUAUUGUUGCAUGUAUUAUAUCAGCACUGUAUGCAUUCGUGAUAACAGUACAGAAUGAAUUGGGAGCUACAUAUAUCGAAGGGAACCAAGCAUAUCUAGAGAGAAUUUAUGGAUCCACCUUCGUUCGUAUGCCACCCUAUUUGAUCGGAUUGAUUUUUGGAUUUCUUUUAUAUAAAUAUCAGAAAAUAAAAAUACCAAUGGUAACCAAUUUAUUUUUAUGGAUUUCCACGUUUGCCGCUUACUGCGCUCUCAUAGCGGUUCAUCAAGUUUUCACAGGGAACAAUUAUGAUUCUGUUAGAGCUGGUCUAUUCAACUCGUGCGCCAGACCCGCAUGGGCUCUUGUGACCGGAAGUGUUGUAUUUCUCUGUAGCACCGGACAUGGAGGUAAACUGAACGAGUGGCUCUCGUUACCUGUGUUCCAAGUAUUGGUAAAGCUAUCGUAUAGUGUAUACCUUGUCCAAAUGAUUGUCAUACUGUUCUUCACCGGCUCGAAGCGACAUUCAGACCAUUUUAACUACCCAAAACUGUUUCACGAUUACAUAGGUGAUUUGGGCUUCAUAUUCAUUGUGGCUACAAUUUGGUGUUUAGCAUUCGAAUCGCCAUAUGUUGCAAUCGGAAAAACAUUUUUCAAAAAGGCCCUCAAAGAAUUGUCAGACAAUCAAUCGGAAGAAAAAACGAAAACGAAGAGAAAGAAUAAGAAAGGAUAUGUUGUUUGUGUCUAUAAAUACGAUGACGAUCAAACCAUUAAAAAGUUGAAUUGAAAAAUCAUUAUAGAUGUUUUAGUAAUGAAUAAAAUUUUGCCUUGAC
This is a messenger RNA of Leptinotarsa decemlineata (Colorado potato beetle), 921 nucleotides long. Its product is annotated as nose resistant to fluoxetine protein 6. Gene Ontology annotation, cellular component: membrane. NCBI's taxonomy places the organism in Eukaryota, Metazoa, Arthropoda, Insecta, Coleoptera, Chrysomelidae. Gene Ontology annotation, molecular function: acyltransferase activity, transferring groups other than amino-acyl groups. The record is from RefSeq and is a predicted model, not a curated record. Gene Ontology annotation, biological process: sensory perception of taste.